AUGGAUGGUGACAUUACAGAAGAGGUUGACAAGUUAAUGAACCUGCAGCAGCAAAAAUCUGCUGCACUUUCGGUUCAAGGCAUUUCUUUGUGGGAGGUUGAAGUGAGUUCUGAGUUCGGUGUACGGAGGCUUGUUGAUCUCCUAAACAAAACAUGCUCAUGUCUAGAGUUUCAGACAUUGAAAUAUCCUUGCCGACAUGCAAUGGUCGCGGCUAAGCUUCGCCAAGUGGAGAACAGCAGUUUGUGGCAAAAUCCUACCAGUGCCCGACCUGACGACAUUCGUAUCCCAGCAGAGGUGCGUGACCUUAAUAUUAUGCCACCUAAGGCAAAACGUCCAUCAGGAAGGCCUACGACGAAGAGAAAACUUUCAGCAGGAGAGUAUCCUCAGGUUGCGAAAAAAAAGAAGCCAAACAAAUGCUCUAGAUGUGGAAAUGCCGGCCAUAACCGGGCAAAAUGCAAGGAAACAUUGGGUUGA
Eutrema salsugineum is the source of this 474-nucleotide messenger RNA. RefSeq lists its product as uncharacterized. The record is from RefSeq and is a predicted model, not a curated record. The transcript has 3 exons. Bases 1 to 474 code for a protein of 157 amino acids. Gene Ontology annotation, molecular function: nucleic acid binding; zinc ion binding. NCBI's taxonomy places the organism in Eukaryota, Viridiplantae, Streptophyta, Magnoliopsida, Brassicales, Brassicaceae.